UACGUUAUCAUCACUACUGAAUAUUUGUUUACCUGCGAGCGCUGUUUUGCCGGAUAAAAUCAAACGUAUUGCAAGUGUAGAGUGAAGAGUUCAGUGAUUUGAAUCAGUACCAAGAAUCAGAGCGAACGCGAGAGACGUUGUACGAAUUUCUAUAGCAAAAUGGCAUCCGGCGGCUUGGCAUGUGUCAAAUAUUUGACAUUCUUUUGCAAUCUACUAUUUGCGCUCACUGGUCUGCUCAUCUUUCUGGUGGGUGGCAUGGUCCAAAUGAAUUAUGCCCACUAUUCGAAUUUUGUUAGCGAUCAUAUUUGGACGGCGCCCAUCAUACUGAUGAUCGUGGGCGCCGCUGUGGCGGUCAUUUGUUUCCUGGGCUGUUGCGGUGCCCUGAAGGAGAGCAGCUGCAUGAUCCUCAGCUUUGCCAUACUCGCCGUGGUCAUAUUUCUGCUCGAAAUAGGCCUGGGCGUGGCUGGGUAUGUGAAGCACUCGGGCUUGCAGCAGAUGAUGGAGGGACAAUUCAAUUCGACCAUGCGCCACUAUAAGGAGCGUGAGGAUUAUCGCGAUGCCUGGACCCUGUUGCAAACGGAAUUGGACUGCUGCGGCACAUAUGGACCCAACGAUUGGGAAUUUAUCUACCCCAAUAAGACCCUGCCGCCGGCAUGCUGCUCUGUCAUCAAUUUGAGCGAGGCCAAGGAAUGCACUGUGGUGCAUGCCACACAGAAUGGCUGCUUGCAGAAGCUCUUGGGCAUCUUGGACUCGAAGACAUUGAUCUUGGCCGCUGUGGUGCUGGCCGUGGCGGGUAUACAGCUUUUGACCAUACUCUUUGCCUGCUGCCUGUAUCGUUCGUUUCGCCGGAGCUACGAUCACGUUUAGAUUGCGCAGCGAUGAUCCCGUCUGUCGACUUUGAAGCAGCCGGAAGCGGCCGGAA
Drosophila obscura is the source of this 922-nucleotide messenger RNA. RefSeq names its product CD63 antigen. The transcript has 4 exons. Gene Ontology annotation, cellular component: membrane. The record is from RefSeq and is a predicted model, not a curated record. NCBI's taxonomy places the organism in Eukaryota, Metazoa, Arthropoda, Insecta, Diptera, Drosophilidae. Bases 160 to 867 code for a protein of 235 amino acids.